Messenger RNA from Acaulospora morrowiae, 145 nucleotides. The record is from the annotation of a GenBank genome assembly. NCBI's taxonomy places the organism in Eukaryota, Fungi, Glomeromycota, Glomeromycetes, Diversisporales, Acaulosporaceae.
UGGAUUUGUGCCCGUCCUACCUAGACGAAAGGCUACUGGGGGUAGUAGUAGUAGUAUCGCGCAGGGAUCAACACUUUUAGCGCCUCUGUCACCUGAUACCGGUGAACCUAGUUCUCCUGGAGUAGGAACUGCAAUAAUCUCAUAA